Paramuricea clavata is the source of this 326-nucleotide messenger RNA. NCBI's taxonomy places the organism in Eukaryota, Metazoa, Cnidaria, Anthozoa, Malacalcyonacea, Plexauridae. The record is from the annotation of a GenBank genome assembly.
UGUGCAGUAAACCAAAGGAACUUGGAAUGCGAAAUGGUCUGAUCAGUGACUCGCAAAUCUCGGCGUCAUCUCAGUGGGAUAGCAACCACAGCCCAAGCAAUAGCAGAUUGUUCUAUGCACCCCAUAAUGGUAGAACAGGAGCUUGGUCGUCCAAAAUAAAUAAUGUCAAUCAAUGGUUACAGAUUAAUUUUGAGCGACUAACUGCCAUAGUUGGAGUCAGUACCCAGGGGAGAGCAGGAUAUACUCAGUUUGUUAAAAGCUACACAUUGUCUUACAGCCAAGAUGGAUCAACAUUCCAUUUCUAUACAUCAAAUGGUCAUCUCAAG